Messenger RNA from Conger conger (European conger), 4568 nucleotides. RefSeq names its product AT-hook transcription factor (gene akna). Lineage: Eukaryota; Metazoa; Chordata; Actinopteri; Anguilliformes; Congridae. Gene Ontology annotation, biological process: neuroblast division in subventricular zone; epithelial to mesenchymal transition; neuroblast delamination. The record is from RefSeq and is a predicted model, not a curated record. The transcript is spliced from 22 exons. The coding region runs from base 1 to 4404 and encodes 1467 amino acids. Gene Ontology annotation, cellular component: centrosome.
AUGGAGAGGAGGAAAGCGGGCAGAGCAGGGGCGCGGGGUGGGCAGCAGGGCUCCGACUCGGGGCCCCCGUCCUCUCCCUGUGACUCCCCCUGGGAGUCGGGGCGGGAGACCCCGCAGGGGCGCGGGGACUUCUUCAGCCACAUGGAUGACAAUGGAAUCAUCGGAUUGGACGAGGUCUCAGCAGGGGAGGAGCUGGAGGAGGGGUUGGAAGGGGGCCUGGACCCGGCCUGGGACCCCGGGGCCCCGGGCCCCGAAGACGGUCCCCUGGAUGAGGACCUGCUGGAGGACCUGAGCAAUGGCCUCAGUGACCUGCAGGACUCGGAGCCCCAGUCCCCGUCCCCUGGCCAUUCCCUGUAUGAUGAGGACGAAGAGCAUGUGGGGCUGGAUGACUGGGAGAUGGAAGGGAACGAGGAAGAGGAGGCUGAUGAUGGCGAUGAAGGGGCAGCGGGCUGGGCGACCCAGGAGGCUCAGAUGCUUCCGGAAAGAGACAGGCAGCUGGACAUGACGGAUGAAGAGCGAGAGGGGGAGGACAGGGACACCAGGGGGCUCUCUGAAGCACUGCUCCCCGUCGCCGUGGGAACGCUGGACGGACGGCGAGGCCGGGACACCGUAUCCAGGGGCGGGGCCCGGGGUAGCGACAGCGCAGGGGAGAUUUCGGCAGGUCCGUUCUCGGGGGUCAGCUCCCCCUUUGAGGGAGAGGACGAUGGGAGGGGACUGUCGGAGGAGGGCUUCCCCAACCAGGACCUGUCCCCAAAUCUGCACCCUUCCAGAGGGGCCGGGGGGCCCACCCUGUCCCGCACCCGGGCGCAACACCUCCUGCACCCGCUCCAGUUAUCCACGGAGCAGCUGGACCCUGUGGGGGGGAUCGACGGCGAGACUCUGCCCGAAUCCGGCUUCACCGAGAGCAUCCCGGAGUCCCAGAGCAGCCGGCUGAGCCGGGCCCCGCCGGAGCCGCUGGCGGGCAGGGCGGAGGACCGGCCGGGGCCUGGAGGAGGAGGAGGAGGGGUGGAGGAGACGCAGGAGAUCAGCCCACGGCCUCGCCCUCUGCCCCGCCCCGCCCCGACUCCGUCUCCCCUCAGAAAAAAGACUCCCCGCGUGCAUCUCUCCAGUCGUAAGGCCAGGACCCCGCUCCCUGAGCCCUCCCCUCCCUACAGCCCAGAUCCAGGGGCUCGCUCAGGCCCCAGAGCCCCCCCCAGAGCCCCCCCCAGAGCCCCCCGGGCGAGCACGCCCAAAUCCUCCACAGAGUACCGCCACUCUGACCACUACGGGAAAGGGCAGCUGAACUUCCCCCUGCCUGAUUUCUCCCAGGUGGGGCCCAGAGUUCGUAUCCCAAGGGGAGAGGGGUACAGGCCGCCCAAAAGCAAAGGGCCCAGUCUUCAGGGGGCCUCCUGCUUAUCUGAGCCCCUGCUGGUGUAUAAGUCUCCUGCGGAGAUUGUGAGGGAGGUGCUCAUGAGCAGUGGGGAUAGUGCAGCUCCUCGCUCUCCCCCCUCAGCCACCCCCGCCCCCUCGCUCUCCUCCAGACCCCACAGGCGCGUCGAACCCACUGUGCCCCAGGAGUUCCGCUCCCCAGAGCAGGCUACCUCACUGGUGCAUCAGCUGCAGGAGGACUACAACAAGCUACUGACCAAAUACGCAGAGGCCGAGAACACUAUUGACCGUCUCCGACUGGAAGCCAAGGUGGGCCUGUACUCUGACCCCCCAAAACCCAGCCAUUCUGCCCAAUCAGGCACCAUCCAAAAGGGUUCAAAGGUCAUGACCCUAACUUUUCCCCAACCCCAGAGGGCAGAGUUCAGCCAAGAUGCGGUCAGCCCAGACCCAGGGCAGUCUGGAGCUUCCUGUGCUGAGUCCUCUUCCUCCCAGGCCCCGGGCCCCCGACCCGGGGAGCAGAUGACUGAGGAGCUGGCCAGCCUCACCAGAACAUUCCAGGCACAGCUCGACUCAUUUGAAGAUCUUCUGAAGAGCCGAAAACUGAAGCCGUUUGAACAGAUGAAGGGCCUGGCCGGUCUGGUGCAGGGUCAGGACUCUCUGGAGCGGGGUUACCUGAGGGCGCGGGACCAACACAGGGCCCUGCAGCAGCAGGGGAGGGAACCGCCCGCCUUCGACCCUGACCGGGAGGUGGAGGGGCAGAUAUUUCGGCUUGGUAUGCGUCUGGAGGAGCUGAGGGAACGGGUGGAGCAGGCCCUCCAGGACCACCGCGGGGCCAUGGCCUCUCCGUCCCCACCCCCAGCCCUCCAUCCCUGCUCCAGGCCCCACGGAGCCGGGGGCCCCACUCCGCACCCCGAGAGCCCAGUGUCCCCUGUACGAGGGGGGUUUGGGGGGACCGUGGGGGCCGAGGUCAGCUCCGUGAGUGGGGAGAGUGGAGAGGACUAUGGAGAGCUGGACGAGGGGCUCCCGUCUGGCCUGCCCCCCGCUCUGCUCCGCAAGCACCACCGCGUAGAGAGGGACUUUGACUCCCUGAUGGACCAAUACCAGAGUUUCAGGGAGCUUCCUGGACUCCUGACAGAGGAAACCACAGACGUGGAUUCUGCUGUGCUGCACACAACCUCUGUGGAGCAUGAUGGGAUAGCACCAGGACUCCAGAGGACUGACAAUGAGGAGGUCCGAAGGGCUGUCUUGCCCAUGCAGCCUGACAGAGGUGAGAAGGACACAGCGUUGGACACACCCCCUGAACACGCGGUCGACCACUUGAAAGGAGGGCUUUCGCUCCAGGAGCCCCUUCCAUUGGCUGGGCAGCAGUGCGGCGUAGUGAGGCAGGGCGGCAGGAAGUCACACAGCAGCAGCCUGGCCAGCCUGGGAGGGAGCACAGCCUCUGAGCGCCGCGGCUCCAAGCUGCACACCCGACGCAGCACAGCGCCCUCCCAGGAUGGGCUCCUGUCUCCUGAGACCGACAGCGGCUUUGUGGGAUCAGAGAGCAGCCACCCGAUGCCUGCAGCUGGCAGCCUCUCCCAGCAGGGGGCGAGAAUGAGCCGCUCUGCCCCUCUGAGAGAACGAGGAGAGGAACCUCAGCCAGCCUCAGACUCCGCCCGUACCCCGGCCCCUCGGAGACCCGUUCUGCAGGAGCGUGUGUGCGGCCCCUCCUGCGCCCCUGAGGUUCUGCCGUCAGGGCCGGGGCCCAGAGGGGGCCCCAGCCUGGCCCCGGCCAGCGCCUCGACCUCCAGCUCCCCCCAGCCCUGGACCAGCAGCCUGCUCUGCGGGUCUGAGUCAGAGAGCGAGCGCGCCCACAGCCUGUCAGAGCGUGAGGAGGGACGGGGUGUCCGUCACACACACCUGGCCAAUCGGCAGCCUCUCCGCCAGCCAACCCCGUCUCCUGCCAUGCCCCGUCAUCAUGGCCAUCCCCUCAAAGCCCUGGGCUCGGCCCAGCUGACAAAUCGACAUGAGGCCAUCCGGUCCUUGCAGGCCGAGGUCAGCAGGCUGAAAGAGCGACUGGAGGACAGUCUCAGACACCCAAACCCUACAAGCCGCGUUAGAUCGCCCCCUUCAGCCUCGGAGGAGGAAGGACAGCCUCACACCAGAGUGAGAGAGGAGUCUGAGGGCAGAAAGAGAGUGCGGGAAAAGGAGGUGCAGAAAAGGAGGAGGGACCCUCCCAGGCCCGCCCCGAGAAAGAGAUCAGCCUCUGUCCCACAGCACAGACCUGAGCUGGACAUCACCACUGAUUCUGAGUAUGCCCAGUCCGUCACCAAAGAACAGUCCUCCCGGCGUAUCCCAGAAGCCUCCGCAACACAAGGAGGGCAGAAGCAGGCUCGUCCUGUAGCUGUGAUGCACAGAGGACCCUACACAAAACAGCUCUACAGACUGACGCCCCCUGGAGGCGAUGAGGAAAAUGACAAUGGAAACCAGAGCAGCGGAACCAGAGCCUGUCCAAACUGUCGCAAUGGGAGGAUGCCCUCAGGGGGUGCCACCGACUCCGCCCACCGCCCCCUCCAUUCCCGCUGUUCCCAAUGCUGCCCUCUCUGCCGAGGGUCGGACUGGGGCCGGGGUCGAGUCACCCAGCCAGAUGGAGUCUCCGCCCUGCGGGUCAAGCAACCAAUGGACUCGCCUCACAAAGUUGGGGGCGUGUUCUUGGCAGCAGCUCCAGUGCCCGGCACUGUGCCUAUGGUUCCCUGUGUGCCGGUCUGUCCGUCAGUGCUGUAUGUGCCCAGUCCUGUGCUGAAGGCCCGUCCCUCGUACCCACAGCCUCUCUACCUCUCUCUGGACGGCAGCGCCGGCUCAGGAGCAGUCAGGAGCCAGGGCAGUGACCGCCGCCAUGCUCGCUCUCUCUCUGCCGAUAACCGCGCCCUCAGCCGGUCCCUGACCCGCGCCAUCGAGGCGGCGCGCGGCGUGAGGUCAGCCUCACGCAGUGUAGCCCGCUCCCUCUCCUCCGGGCUCUACCAGCAGGGCGUGCUCAUGCAGUCCUACCUCCGCUGACCACCAGAGGGUGCCAGUGACCGCACGAGUGGCUCUGCAGUGCCGCUCCUGACUCAGGGCCACCUGCUCUGCCCUGUCGUCUCCAUGGCUACAGAAAGGCUACUGUGCUUUCCCACAGUGUCCUGGUGAAUUAGGAAAACAUGAACUUUUUUACAAAGAUGUAA